Molecule: messenger RNA, 1356 nt
Organism: Chaetomium fimeti
Lineage: Eukaryota; Fungi; Ascomycota; Sordariomycetes; Sordariales; Chaetomiaceae
Product: polymerase/histidinol phosphatase-like protein
Exons: 3
Coding region: 173-1174 (333 amino acids)
Biological process (GO): L-histidine biosynthetic process
Cellular component (GO): cytoplasm
Molecular function (GO): histidinol-phosphatase activity
Source: RefSeq, a predicted model, not a curated record
CAACUUGGCAUCUCAAUAAACUCUUACCAAAAUAACUAGACCUAAGGUAUAAAUUCUCUUUUACAUUAGCCAUCUUUUUUGGCUGUCGGAUCCAAGAUACCUAUUGGAACACUACAUAUUCACAUCACGACCUACUCUCGAUUACCCAACAGCACCCCCCCCCUCGUCCACCAUGGCAUUCACAAUGCACUCCCACUCGGGCCAGUUCUGCCCCGGCCACGCCAAGGACCAGCUCGAGGACAUCAUCCUGCACGCCAUCAAGGUCGGCUACAAGACCAUCGGCCUGACCGAGCACAUGCCGCGCACCAACCCAGCCGACCUCUACCCCGAUGAGCUAACCCCCGACACCCCCCCGGACGCCGCCCUCGCGCUCCUCCCCCCGCGACACGCCGCCUACCUGGCCGAAGCGCGCCGCCUGCAGGCCCACUACGCCCCGCAGAUCCACAUCCUGAUCGGCUUCGAGGGCGAGUGGAUCCGGCCCGGCUACGGCGCGCUCGUGCGCGAGCUGGCCGCGCACCCGGCGGUGGAUUAUUUCAUUGGGUCCAUACACCAUGCGCGGGGGGUGCCGAUUGAUUAUGAUGCUGCGUACUAUGCGCGGGCGGUGGAGGUUUGUGGGGGUGGUGGUGGUGGUGGUGAUGGUGGUGGUGGUGAUGGUGGUGGUGAUGGUGGUGGUGAUGGGUUGGGGGAGGAGGGGUUGUUUGGGGUGUAUUUUGACGAGCAGCUGGAUAUGCUGCGGGCGCUGAGGCCGAGGGUGGUGGGGCAUUUUGAUUUGGUGAGGUUGUUUAGUGCGGUGCCGGGGAGGGAGUUGAGGGGAGAGUGGCCCGCGGUGUGGGAGAGGGUGGUGAGGAAUCUGGAGUUUGUGAAGGGCUAUGGCGGGUGGUUGGAGUGUAACACGAGUGGGCUGCGCAAGGGGCUGGCGGAGGCGUAUCCGAAGAGGGAGAUUGCUGAAGUGUGGACGCGCAUGGGGGGGCGGUGGACGUUUGGGGAUGAUAGCCAUGGGAUUGCGCAGGUUGGGACGAACUACUGGAGGGGGUUGGAGUAUUUGGAGGGUUUGGGGGUGAAGGAGCUGUGGACGCUGGAGAGGAGGCCGGUGGCGGGGGCGGACGGGGAGACGGAGCUAGUUGAGAAGGCGGUGCCGAUUGAGGAGUUUCGAGCGAGUUUGAAGUUGGAAUAGGGGGAUAUAGAGAUGGGGGGUGGUCUCUCGCCAUUUGGGUAGUGUGGCUAUUUAGAAGGGCUGUGAGUGAGAGCCCCAGCUGGUCUACAAACACGACACAAGGUUGAAACAAAACUCGAGUGCCCCAAUUCCUUGAUUAGCGAUGAUGAAGACGGCUGCCCUCUUGUCAACCUUUUCCCCGC